Talaromyces atroroseus is the source of this 2388-nucleotide messenger RNA. RefSeq lists its product as hypothetical. Gene Ontology annotation, cellular component: mitochondrion. The record is from RefSeq and is a predicted model, not a curated record. Gene Ontology annotation, molecular function: rRNA (uridine-2'-O-ribose)-methyltransferase activity. NCBI's taxonomy places the organism in Eukaryota, Fungi, Ascomycota, Eurotiomycetes, Eurotiales, Trichocomaceae. The coding region runs from base 1 to 2388 and encodes 795 amino acids. The transcript is spliced from 9 exons. Gene Ontology annotation, biological process: RNA methylation.
AUGAUCAGCCAUUGCCUGAACGAAGCCUGUCCUGCGCGCGAAUACGGAUUGUCUCUCAAGACGGCGCAGCUCGAGACCGACUAUGAGAAAAGCGUAGCCCUGCUCGGUUCUCUUGUGGCCCAGGAGGAGUCCCGAAGAUCGCGCGUUGAUUGCGUUAUCCUCGAGGCCGACCACGAAGUAUUGCAGACGAGAUGCGAACGAUCAAAGUACGAUUUCGAACAGCUUCUUCAAGCUGAGACGACAUUGAAACAACAACUACUCCAAGCACAGGAUGACUUGGCAACGUUGCAGCUAUCCACACGCACAGACUGGCGCGCCAUGGAAGACUUGAAGAACGACGUUAUAUCCAUGAGACGCAAGGUCUCGGACAAUGAGAAACUCUCCGCCGAAAACCUCUCUCUUACGAAAGAGAUAUCACACAUGAAGCAGGAGUUCGAGCGCCUUCAAAGUCAGAAUAAAUCGCACCAAACCCUCAUCGCCGAAAAGUCUGCUCUAGAGAGACAGCUCAAUUCUCUGGAAGUUCAAUUAGAAGAGGAAAGACGGGCAUAUGAGCGCCAUAGAAAUUCGGAGAAUAAGAACCAAAAUGCGGAAGCACAGCAACAACUGAAGAAGCUACAAGAAGAACUCAGGAAGGAAGUGGACGAGAGGCGUCGUGUGGAGCAGGAGACGCAUGAGAAGUCAAUCGCAUGGGAAGAACAGAAGAAGUCUUUGGAGGAGCGACUCCAGAUGGUUCGCAAACAAUUGCGCUCUACAAAGGAUAAAUUAAAGGAACACCAGAGUGAAUUGCGCAUCUCUCAAGGACUUCCAAAAAGCGAUACAUCCCGUCAAAGUGUCGCAAGUGAUAGGAGCACUUCACUGGGCUAUGCCGGUGCCACUUUUGAUCCAGCUAUGACAAUAGCAACGCCCGGUGCAGUCAAGAUCACCAAGAAAGGCCAAAAACCAUCUGCCAACCUGGGCGAAAAAUCGGUAUUCUCGAUCACGCCAUAUCUCAGACGGAAUAGAAGCGCCGAAAGCUCUUCAAGCAGCUCAGAUGAUGAUCUCCACGUCAAAGCUAAGCCACGGCAGGCAGGAAAGCGACCCAGAGUAUCACCGAGAAGCGACGGAGUAGAGCGUUCUGGACGGAACCACGAAAGCCUGAAUAGAGGUCGAGCCGAUGAGGAUAGUGAUAAUGAGGAGGCUCAUGAGGCAUUAAAUGCAGAAGACUCUGUUCUCUCAACAAGAAAUGAAGGAAUGCAGUCAAUUGUCAGUGGCACCACCGCGAAGAGAGACUCUUCCUUGGACGGCAAGCAAAACCAGAGGAAGCGGAAGGUCCUUGGCGGGCAGCGUGACAUGACUUUUCUCGAUGAGGAAGAUGAGCAGCUGGAAGAAAGACCGAGGAAAGUCGAGAGAUUGAUACCCAGUCUGAAGCCAGGCUCCAAACGCCCGCAAGCUGUCAGUCUCUCUCGCCGCGCAUUUGGGGAGACAUCAACUUUCUCCCCGUUAAAGCGCGCGGAGAUUCGGAGAACCUCCGCGGCCAAGCUCGACCAGCUCCCGACUUCCAGAUACACUCCGCGCUCAUGCCUCCACCGUGUCUACCUACUGCCCAAUCCGAUUAUUUUUCGAUGGCAGUCUCGUCAACGAAGCGACAUAUUUACUAGAGAGGCCGUGGUCAAGGGGCUUAAAAGCAGGGCAGCUUUCAAGCUUUUGCAAAUUGACGAACAGUAUCGGGUAUUUCGGGGCGGACAAACAGUUGUUGACCUUGGGUAUGCGCCAGGCUCAUGGUCUCAAGUUGCUGUAACCCGUACGCAACCGAAUGGUCGAGUUUUAGGCGUCGAUAUCAUCCCUGCCCAGCCUCCCAAGGGAGUAUCGACAAUCCAAGGCAACUUCCUUUCGCCGGACGUUCAACAGUAUGUCUUGGAAUUCGUACGAGAUCCCAACCGUGGUCGACCACGACGACCCGCGCCAUCUGACGGAAACUCUACAGAUGUGACUGGACGUAUUGUCGGCGAAAGUGAAAGCAUACUGUCGCAAGUCUCGUCCGAGCGCGGCAGCACCGGUGGCAUUAUCGAGGGCAAGAAGGAUGGUAAUACACAAGUAGAACGCACUGUCGAUGUGGUUCUAAGCGACAUGUCCGCUCCCUGGGUGCAAGUCAGAGGAUUCUCAAAUAGGAGCCUUAGUAACCCGUAUCGCAGGAUGAUGAACACCAGUGGUAUCAACUUCCGAGAUCAUGCUGGAAGCAUGGAUCUAUGCCGAGCAGCGCUGCAGUUCAGCUUCAAUGUCUUGAAGACUGGUGGCCAUUUUGUGUGCAAAUUCUACCAAGGACCAGAAGACAAAAUACUCGAGAAACAACUCAAAGCCUUGUUCGAUAAGGUCCAUAGACUAAAGCCGGAGUCUUCUCGUAGUGUAUGA